Messenger RNA from Saccostrea cuccullata (small rock oyster), 499 nucleotides. RefSeq names its product degenerin unc-8-like. Gene Ontology annotation, molecular function: ligand-gated sodium channel activity. Gene Ontology annotation, biological process: sodium ion transmembrane transport. The record is from RefSeq and is a predicted model, not a curated record. The coding region runs from base 1 to 357 and encodes 118 amino acids. Gene Ontology annotation, cellular component: plasma membrane. Lineage: Eukaryota; Metazoa; Mollusca; Bivalvia; Ostreida; Ostreidae. The transcript has 3 exons.
AUGCAGACUGUGUGUCAAUCUCACCCAGAGAAGUGCAUUAUAUUGCAACGAAUGAGAUCUUCUCCAUCCGAUAUGAUUGGAUAUUUCUCCAAGGUCACUAUUUACUAUGAGGAUCUUAACUUUGAAGAGCUAGUAGAAUCGCCUGCAUCUACCUUUGCAGAGUUUGCAUCCAACAUAGGCGGCGCUAUUGGUCUGUGGAUCGGUUUGUCUGUGUUGGCAAUGUUUGAAGUUGUGCAGUUGAUGAUCGAACUUUGCGCUUACGGCUUCUAUCUGUUGUGUGGCAAAAAGCGGAAAGUCAAAGACCAAUUUGUGCGUGACCAUGAGAGAGAAAACAAAAUAGACAUUGGAGAAAAAUGACCAUCGACCUGCAGGGCUUAGUCAACAUACUCAUAACUACUAACCGAUCUUUACUGAAGCAAUAUCUACUUACAAUUGUUCAAGUUGGACUUGUGGGUUAACACUGAAAUUGCAAUGUUAUGUACAUUACAUAUACAUUAUA